Messenger RNA from Actinia tenebrosa (Australian red waratah sea anemone), 2171 nucleotides. Its product is annotated as glucokinase regulatory protein. Gene Ontology annotation, molecular function: carbohydrate binding; enzyme inhibitor activity; enzyme binding. NCBI's taxonomy places the organism in Eukaryota, Metazoa, Cnidaria, Anthozoa, Actiniaria, Actiniidae. Gene Ontology annotation, biological process: negative regulation of glucokinase activity; carbohydrate derivative metabolic process; response to fructose. The record is from RefSeq and is a predicted model, not a curated record. Gene Ontology annotation, cellular component: cytosol; nucleoplasm.
UCGCGUAUAAAUAUAAAGCAGUCAUGAAAUUUCUAGAUAAGUGUUAGAAUGUAUAGUGCUGGUCCAAUGAAUACACCAAUCACAGAACUUUCAAACGAAACUACGGUAGAUAUCGAUCAGUGUGACUCUACCGAGAUCGUGCGACUUUUGCGGCAAUGUGAUGCGGAUAUAUUUUCGGGUUGGAGAAACUACCCAUCCCUGUACGAUGCUGACACCUUACAUUCUUUAGAAAACCUUGGUAAAAGAGUGCAAGCUGUGCUUGAAGAUCCUCUGGACAGCUGUGUAGUGUUUAGUGGCUGUGGUACGUCUGGACGCAUCGGAUUUUCUCUGUCUAAAAGGUUCAACUCCCUCGCCAAGGAACAGGGUAUGGACGAACACCGCUCUUCCGGCCCUUAUGAGUAUCUGAUUGCUGGCGGAGAUCUAGCUCUUUUUACUUCAGUUGAAGCGCCAGAAGACUCAUGGAGACAGGGCCAGAUUGAUCUGAUGAAUUUAGCCAAAGAGAAAAAGCAAGUUGUCUAUAUUGGGAUAACUUGUGGACUAUCAGCACCGUACAUUGCUGGCCAGCUCGAUUUCUGCAUGGACAGGCCCGACACCUUUACUCCCGUUCUAAUCGGGUUUAACCCUAUCGAUUUGGCACGCAAGUCGCCCAUUCAAGACUGGUCCAAAACUUUCUUUGAUGUUGCUAACAGAUUGCGCAGUCACAAGACAGCUAUUAUUCUAAAUCCUAUUGUCGGACCAGAAGCCAUCACUGGAUCAUCCCGCAUGAAAGGAGGAAGCACCACUAAAAUUCUUCUCGAGACAGCUCUUCUGAAUGCGCACUAUCGAUCUUAUUAUCCAGGGCAUUCUCCUAGCACGACUACAAUAUUGUCACACUAUAAAGAAGUUCACAGGCACACGUACUUACAAAUAAAAGAGAUGUCUUCAGCUUUAUCUCUUGCAGGAAAGAGCCUUUCUUUAAAUGGUCAUAUUUAUUACCUAGGCUGGGGUCCUACCAGCUUCAUUGCACUUGUCGAUGCUUCGGAAUGUGUGCCGACAUUCAGUGCUUCUUUUGACGAUGUGCGUGCUUUUGUGGAUGGCGGGUUCGAGUACUUGAAGAACAGAGACGGUGUUCUUGAAUUCAAGGGAUCCAAGCUGAAAAUUUCUUUACAUGAAUUUGCGAACACUGUCUUGCCGAGUGUGUCGGAGAAUGACACAGUCAUUGCGAUAUGCUCGAGUCCAAAGUACUUAAAACAAGCUGACGAACUUCUAAGGCAGGUUUCUCUAAAGGGUGCAAAGUUGAUCGGGAUAACAUCAAAAACCGACGGGCCAUCAGAUGGGGCAGAUUUUGAAGAGUGUUUCGACGUCUCGAUUCGAAUACACGAUGGGAAAUGCAAGGCAAACGCAAAUGGCUGUUUUGUUGAGUCUUCGCAAGUCCUCGAGGAUGUCUUCAAGGAGUGCUUGGAAGAACUUUCCUUGAAGUGGCUUCUGAAUGCCAUAUCAACCGGCGCGCAUGUACUUCAUGGAAAAGUACUCAAAGGUUACAUGAUUGAUUUAAAAGUCAGUAACGAUAAAUUGUUCUACAGAGCGGCAGGUAUCGUGUCUAAUAUUACAGGCGUGACGAAGCAAGAAGCUAUGAAUGCACUACUGAAAGCCAUCUAUAGAAAAGAUGUAAUCCCAGAGGAAAUAAGGAAAGUGGCCACUUCAAGUCAUGUUUUUGAAGGUGAACGCCAAGACAAAGUCGUUCCUUUGGCUGUUUUGCUUGCUACUGGGAAAUUCAACGUUGAAAGUGGUUUAAAAACUUUGCAAGAGAAGAAAGUUUCACAGGUGUUGAAACAGCUUGGUUUACUUUUCGAGGAUUUCCAGCGUUAGGUGUCUGAUGGUCAGUUUAGGGGUAAAACUUUCUCCAUAUCCUACAUGUCGGUUCGCGGGUUCGAUUCCUUAGGACGUCACAUGUGAAUACAAUUUGUUUUCUUCAUGGCCAUAAGUGUUUUUUGGGGGGUUCUUUGUUUCUUCGUCUGUAAAAGCCAACCUGUGGGCUACAUUGAGAACCAGUAUUCUUGCUGAAUUUGUGAAAUCAUUAUAAUAAGGAUUAAUAUUAUCAAUAUCAUUAUUAUAUUAUUACCACAAUUGUUACUGGUAUCAAUUAACAAUAUCAUGAUUGCUUUUAUUAUUAAAUAACAAUGUUAUUAUUA